AUGGCUUUUCAGGAUACAGAUGAAAGUAAACUUCCCAUGCUCAACGAAGAGGAAGACGAAAAUCCGAUUUCUUUUGCUACUUCACCGCCACCGCAAAGCCGUCAUAGGACCUGUCCUAUGCUCCUCGUCGGCCUCAUAUCGAGCAUUCUACUAGCACUCUCAGUUAUUUGGGCUUUCCAGUCUAUCGUCCUGCCUACCCAUACCAACGCUCAACCAAUUCUCAAAAGUCCCUGCGGAAACUCAUCCAGUGAGGCGAUUGCACGAGGAUGUCAUUUUGACGUUCUUUCGUUCUGCUGGGUCCCGGAUGAGUGCUUUGAUCGAGACCUGACAGAAAAGUUCCGCAAAGCUGGGCCGUGGAUAUUUUACACCGAUCAGAAUAAAACUGCAUCAGUCACUGAAGAACAAUUCGGCUCCGACAAGCAACCCGUUUACCUCACCAAUAAACUGCACAAGACUCAUUGUGCCUACAACAUUCUCAGAUUCCACAAAGCACUCACCGAAGGUCGAAUGGUUCACAAAGAAGAUGUCUUGACCCACACGGAACACUGUUCGCAGGUCUUGACGAGAAUCAAUGACCCGGAUGAUAUUGAGGUUAGGGCAAAGAUUCAAUAUCCAGAUUGCGGUCACUUUUCAAAGGACUUUCCAGGGAAAGCGAAGGACGGUGUGCAUAACCACCAUCAUGGACACGCAAACAUGGAAUAG
Botrytis sinoallii is the source of this 702-nucleotide messenger RNA. RefSeq lists its product as uncharacterized. The transcript has a single exon. NCBI's taxonomy places the organism in Eukaryota, Fungi, Ascomycota, Leotiomycetes, Helotiales, Sclerotiniaceae. The record is from RefSeq and is a predicted model, not a curated record. Bases 1 to 702 code for a protein of 233 amino acids.